AUGGCGCUUCCACUCAACUUCAUGACUAUCCAUCUCCUAGAUAACCAUAUCGAUAUGCCUUCGAUUCGUAACGGCCACCCCGGCCCUGCUUCGCACGACAUCCGCUCCAACAGCGUUAACGGCGUGAGCGUCACGAACCUCCCCGUUAUCGGUAAUGGCGUGCCGCCUCCGGUCGGCGUGGCCACUCCCCCUAAUACGCUCUUGAUUCAUCACAUCUCACAUGUUCUCUAUUAUCCGAUCAACAUCUCUGCUUCUGGUGUAUCGAAACGAAUGCUGACUCCACAAUCUUCUCAGUCUUAUCCCUCCGACGGCCAUGUUUCGAGUCAUCCAUUCACCCGCCUGAUCCGCUUCAUCUCUAGCGGUCGCGAAAUGUGGGGAGAGCCUGUCGACCAGUCGCUGGACGUCGGUAUGGCGUAUGCAAAGAACGUUCCCAUCUACGCCCACGUCCUCUCGGGGCACUCUCCCUGGACUCUCCAAGGUCGAACUGGUCAAGUGGUGCAAGUUGACGAGUUGCUCAGUCCCAUCUCGCCCAACCAGGCUGGAACCGUGCGCGCUAUCGGUCUCAGCUACGUCGACCACGCUCGAGAGCUUAACCAGCCCCUGCCUUCAGCACCUUCCGUUUUCUUCAAGCCACCUACCACCAUCGCCAACCCCGGCGAGGCUAUUCCCGUUCCUCGGUGCGCUCAACAUGAUGAGGUAGACUAUGAAGUCGAACUCGCUGUCGUCCUCGGCCGAGACUGCAAGAACGUCGCUCCGGACGAAGCGAUCGACUUUGUUCUGGGGUGGACAUGUGCCAACGACUUGACGGCAAGAAGGGUCCAGGAGACGAGCAGUCAGUGGGGCUAUUCCAAGGGCUUCGAUAAAUUCCUCCCUCUCGGCCCCUGCCUCGUAUCGACCGCACUCCUGCCGGACCCACGCGACCUCGUGCUCGAGACUCGGCUGAACGGAGAGGUCGUCCAGAAUGGUAGCGCGCGCAACAUGAUUUGGCCCGUCUCCGAACUCAUCUCUCACUUGAGCCAGGGUACAACACUCCCUGCCGGCACUGUGAUCAUCACCGGAACGCCGCCCGGGAUUGGCGCUAGCCGCGGAGUGUGGUUGCGUGAUGGUGACGAGGUCCGUUGCUCCAUUUCUGGUGGCAUUGGGUCCCUCGUGAACCAAAUCGUGUACCAGACGUAUCGACUGGCCGUCCAGAGGCACGAGGAACGGAAUGAGGCUGCGACAGGGUGGUGCGGACAUGCGGGGCUGAGAGGGCUCUGA
This is a messenger RNA of Trichosporon asahii var. asahii CBS 2479, 1257 nucleotides long. Its product is annotated as fumarylacetoacetate hydrolase. The transcript is spliced from 9 exons. The record is from RefSeq and is a predicted model, not a curated record. Gene Ontology annotation, molecular function: acetylpyruvate hydrolase activity. Lineage: Eukaryota; Fungi; Basidiomycota; Tremellomycetes; Trichosporonales; Trichosporonaceae. The coding region runs from base 1 to 1257 and encodes 418 amino acids.